CGGCGCGGCCCCGCACGAUGCCGCUCCGCAGGCUCCUGCCCCUUUGUCUGCUCUGCCUCCAGGCUGCGCUACCGCUCCGCGGCCACCGCGGCCGCUACGCCGGUGAUAAAGUCAUACGAGUUGUUCCUGAGAGCGACAGGGAAACACAGAUCCUGAGGGCUGCGUUCAACAGGCUUAAGGUGGACUUGUGGCAGCCCAGCAGCCCCUUCCACAUCGUCGAAGGUACAGUCGCUGACGUGCGAGUACCGCAGAACACGAGCCGGAGCCUGCUGCCCUACCUCCAGCAAGCAAACAUCCAGUACACGAUUCUCAUAUCAGACCUACAGCAAGCAAUAGAAAACCAGACUGGAGUGAGGUCCCAUAGGAAUCGAAGGUCCCUCUCUGGGUAUAACUACGAAGUGUACCACUCCCUGGAAGAGAUUGAGGAGUGGAUGCAUUAUCUGAAUAGAACUUAUUCAGAUCUUGUUCACAUGUUCUCUGUUGGAAAAUCCUAUGAAGGGAGACCACUGUAUGUACUCAAGUUAGGUAAAAGAUCACGGCCCUACAAGAAAGCUGUCUGGAUAGACUGUGGGAUUCAUGCAAGAGAGUGGAUUGGCCCUGCCUUCUGCCAGUGGUUUGUGAAAGAAGCUCUUCAGACAUACCAGACUGAUCCUGACAUGAGAAAGAUGCUAACUCAUCUGUAUUUCUAUAUCAUGCCUGUAUUUAAUGUGGAUGGAUACUAUUUCAGCUGGACAAAUGAUCGAUUUUGGAGAAAAACAAGAUCAAAGAACGUGAGGUUUCACUGUUAUGGUGUUGAUGCUAAUCGCAACUGGAAAGUGAAAUGGUGUGAUGAAGGAGCUUCGUUACACCCAUGUGAUGAUACUUACUGUGGUCCUUUUCCCGAGUCAGAACCUGAGGUAAAGGCUGUUGCUCAUUUUCUCCGCAAACACCGGAAACAAAUAAAAGCCUAUUUGUCCUUCCAUGCAUAUGCACAGAUGCUGCUGUACCCUUACUCUUACAAAUAUGCAACCAUUCCAAACUUCAACUGUGUGGAAUCAGCAGCCUAUAAUGCUGUUAACGCUCUUCAGUCAGCCUAUGGUGUAAGAUACAGAUAUGGCCCUGCAUCCAGCACUUUGUAUGUGAGUUCUGGCAGCUCUAUGGACUGGGCCUACAAAAAUGGCAUCCCAUACGCAUUUGCAUUCGAGCUGCGUGACACUGGCCAUUUUGGUUUUUUACUUCCCGAGACACUGAUCAAACCAACCUGCACAGAGACCAUGCUUGCAGUUAAAAAUAUAACUCUUCACUUGCUGAAGAAAUGUCAUUGAAAUGGAUUUCUAGGAGCUGGAAGUGAACAUUUUACUCCUAGUGCUGAUGCCUUUCAGCGUGUUCAGUUGCCAUUCUAAGUUUGGCCACUUCAGAAUUCUAGAAGCUAAUGGGAAAUACAGUAUUGUUUCUGCCAAAUUUACUUAGUGGAAAAUGGAAAAAAAUCAUUUAAUAUCUGCUCUUCUAAAGUCCAUAAAGUUGAUAUACUAACUUAGUUACCAGUUUGGUGCAAAAUAGUUUCUUCUUUUUGCAAUAAAACUUUAAUUCUGCAACUUCAGUGAGGCCGGUCCUAAAAUAAAGCGCCACUUCCAGGCAGUUCCUGGCCUUACUCCUUUCCCUAAGAUGAAGACUUCCUGUGGGGUCUCUCGAACCAAGGGAUAAAGUUUACAUUCAUGUAAAUAUACCCUGUGACCCAACACAGGCCUGUAUCUACUGCAAUAAAUGCCUUAUAGAGGUAGCUGGCUGCGCUGCAAGUGGCAGUGUGGCUUCCUUCUGCGUGUAUACGUACAUACAUACAUAUAUGCACUUUUGUGAUUUUUUUUUUUUAUAUUAUGCAAUAAUUUGAACCAAGGUUUCUUUGAACUGUUCUGAGAAAUCUACUUUCAAAUGUAUAUAAUUGGAGUGGACUCAAAAUCAACAUAUUGUCUUUGAAAACGUAACUUUCCUAGUGAUGUGUAAGGAUUAUAAUGAAAUACUAUUGAGAUAGACAAUACUCUGCUUUAUGGAGAGACAAAGCAACUUGCCAUGACCUGGAACUUGAAGCUGGCAGUCGACUGAUGCAUCUGGGCUCUGCUGUAGUCAGGGACCGCCCGUUUCCACCAGCCAAGGAUUUAGCCUUAAAUUGUAAUUAACUGAUGUUUUAUUUAUCAGUAUUCUUGCAGUGAGUUCUGUAGCUCUUUGGCUAUGUGGCUCUUCUUCUUGGAAGUUGUAUUUUUAUGCAUGUUUUAAAGGAAUUAAUAAAUUUUUAAUAGAUUCUUAAGUGAGCCAGAGGUGAAGGUAGAAGCCUUACAGCUGAAAUAAAGUGAAUAAGCACUGUUUGAAAGAAUAAUGAAAGCACAAAGAAGGUACCAACAUGUUGAGAGAUUUUUCGUACUUUUAAAAUACUAUUUUUUAAAUCUUAUUAUAUCUGCAGAAGCAUAUAUUUUACUUUACAAAUUUUGAAUUUAAUCUUAUGCCACUACAUGUUAACUAAAACAUAUUUGUUAAUAAAAUUGUCAAAGACUUUUGAAGUAUUCUUCAUAUUUCACUUCAGUGUUAAAUCUUUAGUUCAAGGAUGUAACAGUUUUACCUAUCUGUAAAACAUUCCUGACAAUAAGGAUGGGGAAUUUAAAAAAAAACUAAAAAAAAAUCCUCUCUAAAUAAGCACUUGAAUUUAGCAAACAAGCAAUCUUUAUAAGUCUUAUAAGGGUAGCACUGUAUUUAAUAAAGAAUAUCAUUGUUUUCAGGACUCCAAAAGGCGAUCAGUGAGCAAAGAUGACAGAAUUGCAUUCUAUUUGUCUAACAUUUUGUUAAUAAAUGUGUUUAUUUUACACAAGUUUUCUGAAGGCCUGUUCAGACUUGUUUAAUUCAGUCUUGUUUGAGUACUGUAAGUUUCUGUUCUGGUUUAUUAAAAGUCUAGGGGACAGAAGCCCUCAAAAUAGUAAUUUCCAAUUGCUUAUGAGCAUAACCAUUAAAUAUUUUGAAGACAGCAAUAACUGUCUUUUUCUAUGCACAGAUUCCUGAAGAAUAUCCUUGGUAGUGGUACAAAUGCUUAGCACCAAUUGUUAUGAGUUAUUCUGAAUUUAGGUGACAAGAUUGAACUACUAUAAGGAUGUAAGAGACUGAAAAAGAGGAUGAAUGAGGGAUGUCUAAUUAGCAUGAGGCAAAUUCACCUCUGAAUUGCUACAGUACAAGCAUGGAGCAGGAGAAACCAGAUUCUUAUGUGAUGGUUUGAUUCCUGCUUGCAGUCCAAAAGUUCAUCAUAUGAAAUAUUUCAGCUUUAUGUUCAUACCAUUACAACUCCACUGGUAAUGACAAGUAAUUCAACUCUUGAAAGAAACAAAUGUCCUCUUUUAAUUACCAAAAGGACCUAACAUUGUAGACCUAGUUGACCUUCUUGGACAGAAAAACUGCAAGUAUUCUUAGAUUUAUCUAAGAAACUUUGACAGUAAAAGUACUUGAUAUCAAACCCUUUCCAUGCGUAAAGCUACACACUAGUUAAUGGAUGGACUUCACUUGAUUACUAUGUAUGACGCACAGCUGAGAACUCUGAGCUGAGUUUUGAAGACUUGUGCAGGGUAACAUAAUGCCCCAUAGCUGAAUACAAGUGUAAAGAGUCUCUGAACCCUCUAGUUUCAGGGUCAUUAAAGCUGGUGGAAACACAGUUGCUGGGAAAGAACAAGCCCUGUUUCCUGAACUAAAAUUUAGUAAAAUAAUUUUUCAGCAGAAGAAUGAUUCUAAAUGGAGUAGUUUACCCUAAGGAGAGGACUAAUGGCAACCAGCUAUUUGGAUAUGAAAUCAUAUCAUUUUUGUGACUUAUAAAUGUUUAUUCUCAAGAACAGCUCUUUUUUAUCCCUAUAAUUGCUUACUUCUCUUUCCUUUGUAAUUUUCAGCAAUUUUUAUUGACUACAGGACAACAGAUUGAAAGCUGAUUUCGAGAAAAGUGAAUUUAUUUUAUGAUCAUAGGUACAGUUUGUCAUUCAACACAAUAAAAAGUACAUGAACAGCAAAACACUGUUUAGUAACCCAGCAGUCAAAAUCAUAUAUAUAGUGAUUAUGUGAAAUCCAGAAGUUACAUUUCCAUUGAUUAUUGAUAGAAUAAUUAUAAGCACUUCUGUAACUUGGAAAACAACAUCCGUUAUUUUUUAAUAGCUUUUAAUUUUUAUAAACAAACCUCUGAGAUUAAUUAAUAGGAAGGAAACAGGUCCGUGCCUCUUCAAGUCACCAUUCCAAAAAACAAGUAUUACAAAUUACAUUAAAUCAUCAUUCCUAAAUUGAUUUAAAAAUCCCCUUUAGAGAUCAAAAAAGCUAUUGAGCUUUGUUGCAAACCUUGAAGAAAGAGCACUGCUGAUGGGUGAAGCUUCUUGUGUAUUUUCCAGAAGUUGCUUCAAAAAGGUCAGUGUAUUUGGUUGCUCCUAAUAUAUAAAGCCUAUGGAAAACUGCAGUUCCUUUUUGAGAACUGCAAUACCUUUUCCGAAAUGUGAAUCGGAAGAGUCCAAAUGACCUUGAAUGCCAACAUGCAUUUAUAUCCAGAGCCAGUCUAUAGGAAACAGCAUUGUGCAGAUUGAGCUGCCUACUCAAGGACCGCAUAAAAUAGCCAUUGAUGGACAAGAUUGUGUCUAAUUCUUAAGGCUGGGAAGAAAGCUUUGUAUUUCUUAUGAAAAAUAAGUCAAUAUUCAACUGCUCCAGUUUAUUUCUGUUAAACAAUCCCUUCACUUUUUAUAUUUACAUUCAUUUUAAUGGUACCAAUCAAAGAAUAAGGUACUCAGUAGCAUGGGUAGGGUAAUAAGUACUUUUGUUAGCACUUUAACCUUUCCUUUGGUUGUCCAAAAUUACUUUAUCAUUUCCAUAGUUCACUGUUUUGUAGCAGUCACAUUCAGUCUCACACAUGCAUUCGUGUUUUUGAAUCUUUAAGCAGUUCUUAAGUGAUGGUAAAACACCAGAACAAUAUCUCAGAUGCAUAGAGAUACAACUAUCAGUCUGCUGUAGAAAACAGAAUAAGAGAACAGAAAUUUAAAUAAAUUACAGAAAGACAUCUUAAAAACAAACCCUGCGGCAUUAGGUAUACUUCUUAAAAAACAUUUUUAAAUGCUCACAACACAAAAUAAUUUGUAAAUUUGUUGGAAAUUUAAAAUUAUUCUGUCCACAGAAAAGGUAGAUUAUUUGCCAUGUGCUUAAUGUUUGCCUGACUCUCAUAAUUAUUUAGCAUAAAAAAUUGAGGUCCAAACAGCUGUAAUUCCCUUCUCCUUCAUUGUGUAGGAGGGAAGCUGGGUGUGGAGAGAGCUGCCUUCUUAGUGACUGCAUCGAUAGAUUUUCCAGCCCUGUCAGCAGCACCAAGCUGGGAGUACUGAUGCUGUUGAUGGGUCUGUCUUGGGGGAAGUGAAACAACUGCAGAGAGGUUUUCACUCUUCCCGGCUGAAUGCGCCUGUUGCCACAAGCAUGAUGCGCCGGUUGAGCAGCUUGUCAGAAAUUUACAGCCUUAGGCUGCUCCUGGUGUCAAAAGGGCCUGCCCUAACAACAAGGUCUUCUGUUAACAUCCGCAAGUUUGGGAACUAGCAGUGAGCUAACACACAGUUCUCCUUAGAAAAAGAUGUUUGGGGCAAGGGCAUUGAGAAUUGGGAAAUCUUUAGCCACUGAAUGCUUGACCUUGCCUGACAGGCAGGAGCAGUCAAGCAGAAAGUCUCAGGUCUCUCCACUUCUAAGGUGGAGGUCCUUUCAAGCCAUCUUGUAAGAGACCACAUCAAGCACAGCAGGGCUUGCCCUUGGAUUCAGACAUCAGGGAAUGCACUCAUAAAUAAUAGAUUCAAAUGUUAAUUUAAAAAAUCUGCCACUGUCCCCAGCCAUGCAGAGAGCAUACUUUGCCUGUGACAAGGAAAAUUUAUCCAUUGCCCUAAAAACAUGGGGUAAUCUAUUCCAUCAGUCUGGCCUGCUCUGAAAGUCCAGCCACUUUAACACUGCUUGGCCUUUUUGAAAAAGAUGUGGCAGAAUAACCAUAACAAUGAAAUAUUUUAAACUACUCCCAGGCCCGUAGGAGCAUAUACUUUAUAUAAAAGAAUGGAUAACAGCUUCUGAAAUAAAUAUUGUGGUAUUACUGGGAGCAGGUGCUUUAGUCUACUUUGCUGACUGUGAUGUGCCAGGCUAUUCCUCUGCAUACCAGGAUGGAUCAAUGCUGGGAGGAGUGUGUGUUUUAUUAACCAAUUAAUGAAACUUUUUUCCCACUUCUGAGCAGAAUAUCAAAUUAGGCCUGAAACUACAUACACACAAAAGAGUCUGAUAAAGUUGGAUUUUAAAAACAGGAUUUUCAAUUUUCUUGAAAAUAAUGCAGCUGUUAAAAUCACAGCCAUAGUUUUCAGCUGGUUUAUUGUUUUCAGCAUGUCAUAACUGAAAAAAACCCCAGUUAUAGCAGCCUUGAAAGCUGAGCAGAGAUGCUGAUCUACUCACUGUUUAAUUUCCCUUGUUUCAUUUUGCUUUGUUUCUAGAUUGAGAAAAUCUGUUGAUUGGGCUGAAUUGAUGGAGUGCAGUCAAAAAGCUGAGUGUAAAGGGUUUUUCUGUGUCUAAUGAGCUAGAAAUAGCUACUUAAAAAAAAAAGUAGCUUCAUCUAUUUUAAGUUCUUUAUACAGACUAAUUGCUUUAUGCUGUUUGAAAUAAAUUAUCACAUUCACAGAGA
Corvus hawaiiensis (hawaiian crow) is the source of this 6667-nucleotide messenger RNA. It is a transcript of the gene CPA6, whose product is annotated as carboxypeptidase A6. Bases 18 to 1304 code for a protein of 428 amino acids. Gene Ontology annotation, molecular function: zinc ion binding; metallocarboxypeptidase activity. Gene Ontology annotation, biological process: proteolysis. NCBI's taxonomy places the organism in Eukaryota, Metazoa, Chordata, Aves, Passeriformes, Corvidae. The transcript has 11 exons. The record is from RefSeq and is a predicted model, not a curated record.